AUGACAGAGUCCAACACUUUUGCUAUCCAAGGAUACAACUUGUCGAGGCUCUUGAAGCGUCUGGAAGACGCUACUGCUCGGUUAGAAGAUGUAACGUUUUUCCAAGAAGGGUACAUCCAGACUAAGAUAGACGCACUUUCGAAAGGUGAGAACACUGAGAGUAGUGGUGGUAAUGGUGCUAGUGGUGGUAGUGCGAACACUGCAGCUGUGGAGCCGCAAUCGGGACUUUUAGACUCAUCCGUGGCGAAAUCAGAGUCCAAGUCACCAAAGCAGGAAGCAACCGAGCCUGCCAGCAUCGUUGCAUUUGAAAGCCUCGUGAACACUUACCUUAAACCGCUGCAGGAAACAUCCGAAAAAAUUGACCCUCUAGUUGAAAAGGCCAUUCACCAUUUGAUGAACGCGUUCGAGGCCCAAAAACAGUUUUUGAGACUUGUAGCUCAAUCCAAAAAACCAGACUACGGUUCCGAACCAUUUGCUAAAUCCUUAAAGCCCUUGAACGAGCAGCUUCUGGCCAUUGGUGAUCUAAAGGACAAUAAUCGUCAAAGUACACAUUUUGCACAUCUCAAUGCUGUGGCAGAGGGUGUCCCAUUGCUAAGUUGGAUCGGAGUGGAAACCCCGGCGUCCGUGAUCAGCGAUUUCAAAGAAGCAGCUCAAUUUUGGACUAACAGGGUGCUUAAGGAUUUCAAAGAUUCUGACACCAACAGCGUGGUUUGGGUGAAGCAGUAUCUCGGCAUCUUUGACGCGUUGAUUUUUUACGUCAAACAAUACCAUUUAACAGGACCUUCUUGGAAUGCUCAGGGUCUAGAUUUCGCGGAAGCUUUAGACAAAAUCGGCAGUACUGAAUCUGCAACUAACGGGCAAACAUCAACUGUGCAAAAGGCAGGAGCCGGCUCAUCACAACCUCCUCCUCCACCACCUCCUCCUCCAGCACCACCUGCGUCUGUUUUUCAAGGACAAGAAGCUGCUGAGGCUCCCAAGGGUGGAAUAGACGCUGUUUUUGGCGAAUUGAACCAAGGUGAAGGCAUAACGAAAUCCUUGAAAAAAGUGGAUAAGUCUCAACAGACUCACAAAAACCCAGAGCUCCGUGGAUCUUCCGUGGCUCCAGCCACCAGGACUCCACCUCCAAAGCCUAAGAAACCUACCACACUCAAGACAAAGAAGCCCGCCAGAAAAGAGCUUGUCGGUAACAAGUGGUUUAUCGAAGGAUUCGAAAACUCGGAGGAGCCCAUACAAAUUGAGGUUAACAAAGAUGAAUCUGUUUACAUUGGUAAUUGCAGCUCCGUUUUCAUUCAAAUAAAAGGCAAAGUGAACGCUAUUUCCAUGAGCGAGACCGAACGUUGCAAUGUUAUGGUGGAAAGCAGUAUUUCUGGAUUUGAUAUUAUCAAGUCUGUUAAAUUUGCUAUUCAAGUGGAACAAACUCUUCCUCAAAUUAGCAUUGAUAAAAGUGAAGAUGGUACUAUUUAUCUCAGCAAGGACUCCUUGCAUGCCGAAAUCAUCACAUCAUCUAGUACUUCGCUGAAUGUAAAUCUCCCGAUUGGCGAAGAUGAUGAUUUUGUUGAGUUUCCUGUUCCAGAACAGCUCAAGCACACCUUUGCCAGUGGCAAAUGGAAUAGCUCUGUAUAUGAACAUGCCGGCUAA
Messenger RNA from Lachancea lanzarotensis, 1638 nucleotides. RefSeq names its product LALA0S04e01750g1_1 (gene SRV2). Gene Ontology annotation, cellular component: cytoplasm. The record is from RefSeq and is a predicted model, not a curated record. The coding region runs from base 1 to 1638 and encodes 545 amino acids. Gene Ontology annotation, biological process: cytoskeleton organization; regulation of adenylate cyclase activity. Gene Ontology annotation, molecular function: actin binding; adenylate cyclase binding. The transcript has a single exon. NCBI's taxonomy places the organism in Eukaryota, Fungi, Ascomycota, Saccharomycetes, Saccharomycetales, Saccharomycetaceae.